Messenger RNA from Talaromyces amestolkiae, 621 nucleotides. RefSeq lists its product as uncharacterized. The transcript has 3 exons. The record is from RefSeq and is a predicted model, not a curated record. Lineage: Eukaryota; Fungi; Ascomycota; Eurotiomycetes; Eurotiales; Trichocomaceae. The coding region runs from base 1 to 621 and encodes 206 amino acids.
AUGACAUCCAACACAGAAGCAUCGCAGCGCAAUUCGCCGGUGAGAAUACUUCCACACCCCGACGGUCUACAACGACUUGAACACGAGCGCCGCGGAGGCCAAGUAAUCGACCCGAACCAAGCAGAACCACAGAAGACUCGCCCGGGCGGUAGAGGCCGUCGCGACCCCCAGGCCGAGGAGGAAGACGCCUUUGUUGAGAACCUUCGCGCACAGAAUUUAUCGUGGAAGAUCGUGGCGGAAAUGUUUCGCGAACGGUACGGCAAGAAUACUAGCGAGGCACGGCUCCAGAUGCGCAUGUUGCGGAGGAGAAAGAGUGCAGCGGCGUGGCAAGACGCAGAUAUUCCACUACUUCAAGAGGCGCAUAAAUAUUGGCGGACGGAAAAGUACCGAAUAAUUGCAACCAAGUUGCAAGACCUAGGGGCAAGCCAAGAGUACACCGGAGAACAAAUACAAUCGCAAUUGAAGCGCUCACACGAGGACGCUUCGGAUAAUGAACUCGCGACAGUUGUUACAACAUCUCCGGAGCUUGAGCAUACGGGACUACGCAGGCCCGGAACCACAAGUUGUACGAACAAGAAACGGAAAAGACGGCUAGACGAUGAAGAGGACCAAGGAGAUUGA